Molecule: messenger RNA, 581 nt
Organism: Ctenocephalides felis (cat flea)
Lineage: Eukaryota; Metazoa; Arthropoda; Insecta; Siphonaptera; Pulicidae
Exons: 7
Coding region: 19-528 (169 amino acids)
Source: RefSeq, a predicted model, not a curated record
ACUAAAAGUUAUCAACCCAUGAAACAGCUUGAAUCUGGGAUUUAUAUAUUUAAUUUUCACCGACAGAUAACUUCAACUACUUCAGCAAUUCACUUCUCCUGCACCACUGAAUCACCAACCCUCAUCGCCUUCAAUUCAUCAAACAAUUCAAUUCUCCUGCACCACCGAACCACCAGCCCUCUCAUCGUCUUCAAUCUAUCAAACAAUUCAAUUCUCCUGCACCACCGAACCACCAGCCCUCAUCGUCUUCAAUCCAUCGAGUGUCUAUCAGGCAAUUCAAUUCUCCUGCACCACCGAACCACCAGCCCUCAUCGUCUUCAAUCCAUCGAGUGUCUAUCAGGCAAUUCAAUUCUCCUGCACCACCGAACCACCAGCCCUCAUCGUCUUCAAUCCAUCGAGUGUCUAUCAGGCAAUUCAAUUCUCCUGCACCACCGAACCACCAGCCCUCAUCGUCUUCAAUCUAUCAAACAGUGUAAGCACUUAUCGAGUAUCUAUCAGGCAGUCUGUAUCCUUUAUCAAACAUUUUAAAAGAUGCAUUCUAAUCUUUUGUUUUUUUUAUUUCAGAUUCAAUUCUCCUGCAC